This is a messenger RNA of Bombina bombina (fire-bellied toad), 393 nucleotides long. RefSeq lists its product as uncharacterized. The record is from RefSeq and is a predicted model, not a curated record. Lineage: Eukaryota; Metazoa; Chordata; Amphibia; Anura; Bombinatoridae. The transcript has a single exon. Bases 1 to 393 code for a protein of 130 amino acids.
AUGCGACAGUACAACAUUGAGAAGUAUAGAAAUGAUGAGCACUGUAGGAAAGCAAUGCAAGAAUACAGCAUUACCAAGUAUAAAAAAGAUGAAGAUCAUAGAAAAGCAGUACAAAAAUACAGCAUUAACAAGUAUAAAAAAGAUGAAGAUCACAGAAAAGCAGUACAAAAAUACAGCAUUAACAAGUAUAAAAAAGAUGAAGAUCAUAGAAAAGCAGUACAAAAAUACAGCAUUAACAAGUAUAAAAAAGAUAAAGAUCAUAGAAAAGCAGUACAAAAAUACAGCAUUAACAAGUAUAAAAAAGAUGAAGAUCAUAGAAAAGCAGUACAAAAAUACAGCAUUAACAAGUAUAAAAAAGAUGAAGAUCAUAGAAAAGCAGUACAAAAAACAUAA